AUGAACGGAUCGACGGGACCAGCGUUUCCAUUUCUGACAGUGCUGGCUAGCGGCGGGCACACCCUACUGAUCAGCUCAAUGAGUCUUGUCGCGCAUACCAUUCUCGCGUCCACUCAGGAUAUUGCACUCGGAGAUUGUUUGGACAAAGCCGCUCGUACCAUUCUGCCGCCCAGGCUGCUACAAGCUCCCUACGGCAGAGCUCUGGAGCAGUUCGCGUUUGACGGCAGUGAUCCUGAGUAUGGGUAUACGCCGCCAUCUCGACGACAGGAAGAGCUGCGUCCUAGGAAGACCCAAUGGAACUGGGCCCUCACUCCGCCGCUGUCUGCUUCCAAAAGCGGCGAGAAGACUUCACGGAGAAUGUGUUUCUCAUUCAGCGGCUUACUCAAUAACGUCGAGCGCUUCAUGACUCGAGCAAUAAACCCUGAUGGUCGUUCUACCAUGGACGCACGUAAUCCAGAGGAGAUCAGUAUCGAAGAGCGGCAGGAAAUGGCCCGCGAAGUGCAACGAGUGGCAUUCGAACACCUCACCUCGCGUAUACUUUUGCAUCUCACUGGUGCAGGUGACAAUGUCAAGACCAUUGUCGUAUCAGGCGGCGUCGCAUCGAACAGCUUCCUCCGACAUGUUCUGCGCUCAACUCUGGAUGCCCAAGGCUUCGCAGAUAUCCGCAUUGAGAUUCCUCCCAUCAGCCUCUGCACAGAUAACGCUUUGAUGAUAGCAUGGGCCGCAAUUGAAAUGUGGCAGGCCGGUUACCGCACUUCGCUGGAGGUGCAGCCUAUUCGCAGAUGGGCUAUGGACGAAAUAGCUCCUGAAUACAUAUUUGCGUCGUAG
Molecule: messenger RNA, 828 nt
Organism: Ramularia collo-cygni
Lineage: Eukaryota; Fungi; Ascomycota; Dothideomycetes; Mycosphaerellales; Mycosphaerellaceae
Product: related to QRI7-similarity to H.influenzae sialoglycoprotease (gcp)
Exons: 4
Coding region: 1-828 (275 amino acids)
Biological process (GO): mitochondrial tRNA threonylcarbamoyladenosine modification
Cellular component (GO): mitochondrion
Source: RefSeq, a predicted model, not a curated record